Ipomoea nil (Japanese morning glory) is the source of this 921-nucleotide messenger RNA. RefSeq lists its product as uncharacterized. The record is from RefSeq and is a predicted model, not a curated record. Bases 222 to 752 code for a protein of 176 amino acids. Lineage: Eukaryota; Viridiplantae; Streptophyta; Magnoliopsida; Solanales; Convolvulaceae. The transcript has 2 exons.
ACUACCGGUCCACCAGGAGCACUCGACCGGGGACUGAGAAUUGGGUGAAGAGCGAAGGUCAGAUAAACGUCGGGAGAAGAAAUUGAUAGAAGCAAUUAGAUCUCUAAAGAAAUCGUUUUUUUUAUUUUAUUUUAUUUUAUUUGAUUCUUUUUUGCGAUAAUCUUGUACUGGCAUCGUCCGAUAAAACACACCUAAGCGUCGGAACCGGAGAGUGAAAUGCCAUGGAUGUUUCGGAUGCUGACAUGAUGGAGGCGGAGCACACGGCGGCGCAACAUUCUCCUCCACCGCAAGGGCUGCCGUCCAAUUCAGACCACGAGGAGGCUGUCAGAAAUUUGCUCGCAAUGGCUCGCCAACUUAUCGAUCAAAACAAGCCUUCACAAGCCCUCCAAGCGGUGGUGAUGGCAAUGAGAACUAGAGGCGGGGAGGAGGCUGUAUGUCAAGUGCUUAGUCGUGCCCGUGAACUGUACAGUAACAAAGUGCAGGCAAGUGCAGCCGCAGAUGAACUGGCUUCACUGUUUGCUGAGUGUGCAAUUGCCGAGGCCAUACCCCCUAGACCUGGCUCAUCUGAAAGUAACAAGAUGGACCGCCCUACUGAACUUGAGUUACAUGGAAAUUCAAUAUUAAUGGAGACGGGUCGAAAACAAGUUAUGCUGGAUGCACUGUCUGAUGGAAGUAGUUUCAUCUGCCUACAGUGUGGGGGUCUGGUUAACUCCCACAGGAGAGAAGAACAUUACUCAUUGUGGUGUUUAUAAAAUCUGAAUUAAGGUUGUGUCCCUAUGUUAGUGUGAGUAAUGGCAUGUAGUUCUUAGUGAUUGACUUUCAAUACUAGUUUUUUUCUUUCUAAAAGCUAUCUUAGAAGAAUUGUCUGAUCCAUAAUUGACUUUAUACCUUUGUGCACCUAUCUAGACUUUUUAGUUUUUA